UCCGGUCGGCUCCCGCCCCGCUCCGCCAUCAUGAAGUCCUGAACAAAAAGCGAAUGAGACAGGAAAAGAAAAACAGGGAUGGACCCGUCGAUGACAGAAAGAGGCAAACCGAGCGCACGACACCGACGGCAUGACAAAAAAAUGAUGAAAACACGCGCGGCGGAGGCGGAAUUUCGGACUGUGAUUUAAAAGUGUUCGUUGUGCUUGACAGUCAGCUGAUCCGAGUCCGUUAACGGUUAACGGCAGUAUUAUUCAUUCGUAUCAUCUACAUACUCUCGGAACAAAUACGUUAGAAAUGGAUCGCUAUUCGGAUCGAUCCCUUUUGGUGAAGUAAAACGGCGGAGAAGAGGCCAGAUUUUCCUCUGCAGGCCGGGAGCUAGCUGACUCUAGCUAGCUACAGUGGAUCCCAUAAACCACGGCGCUGGCCAUGCCGUCGAGUGUGCGGGCUGGGAGUCUCAAGGACCCGGAGGUGGCGGAACUUUUUUACAAGGAGGAUCCUGAGAAACUCUUCACAGACCUGCGUGAGAUCGGCCAUGGCAGCUUCGGAGCGGUCUACUUUGCCCAUGACAUCCGCACCAAUGAGGUGGUGGCCAUCAAGAAGAUGUCUUACAGUGGCAAGCAGUCUAAUGAGAAAUGGCAGGAUAUUAUCAAAGAGGUGAAGUUCCUUCAAAAGCUGCGGCACCCCAACACGGUGGAGUAUAGAGGCUGCUACCUGCGCGAACACACAGCAUGGCUGGUGAUGGAGUACUGUUUGGGCUCUGCCUCAGAUCUGCUGGAGGUGCACAAGAAACCAUUACAGGAAGUGGAGAUAGCAGCAAUUACCCAUGGUGCAUUGCAGGGCUUGGUAUACCUCCACUCGCACAAUAUGAUUCACAGGGAUGUGAAAGCAGGGAACAUCUUACUGACAGAGCCUGGCCAGGUUAAACUGGGAGACUUCGGAUCGGCCUCCAUAGUUGCUCCAGCCAACUCGUUUGUGGGCACACCUUACUGGAUGGCUCCUGAGGUGAUUCUCGCCAUGGAUGAAGGACAGUAUGAUGGGAAGGUUGACGUGUGGUCACUCGGCAUCACCUGCAUAGAGCUUGCGGAGAGAAAGCCUCCCUUGUUUAACAUGAAUGCUAUGAGUGCCUUAUACCACAUCGCCCAGAACGAGAGCCCAGUCCUGCAGUCCAAUCACUGGUCGGAUUAUUUCCGCAACUUCGUAGACUCUUGUCUGCAGAAGAUCGCCCAGGACAGACCUACCUCUGAUGUGCUGCUUAAACAUCACUUUCUGUGCCGCGAGCGUCCGGUGACGGUGGUGAUGGAUCUGAUAGCGCGCACUAAAGACGCCGUGAGGGAGUUAGAUAACCUGCAGUAUCGCAAGAUGAAGAAGAUCCUCUUCCAGGAGACACACAAUGGACCUGCCACCGAGGGCACGGAGGAGGAAGAGUCUUGUGUGUUUCAGGAUGUGGAGCAGUACAUGUUGCGAACGGGCACGGUGAAUAGCAUGGAGAGCUCGCAUUCUUUGCCAUCCAUGUCUAUCAGUGCCAGCUCGCAGAGUUCAUCGGUGAACAGCCUCGCCGAUGGUUCCGAUGACAGUGGAGAGAUGGCUAUGAUGCAGGAGGGCGAACACACAGUGACCUCCAACAGCUCUGUGCUGCACAAACCACUGAAUCAUGACAACAUCUAUGACGACCCCUACCAGCCGGAGAUGGACUCCCAGCAGCAGGGCCCAUCCGGGGGCCGCAGACGCAGAGGACGGGACCACUUUGCCACCAUCCGCACGGCCUCUUUGGUGACCCGUCAGAUCCAGGAGCACGAGCAGGGCUCAGCGCUGAGAGAGCAGAUGUCUGGAUACAAGCGCAUGAGGAGGCAGCAUCAGAAGCAGCUGAUGGCGCUGGAGAACAAGCUGAAGGCUGAGAUGGACGAACAUCAGCUCAGGCUCGAUAAAGAGCUGGAGACACAGAGAAACAACUUCGGCAGCGAAGCAGACAAGCUCAGCAAGAAGCACCAGGCCAUUCUGGAGAAAGAGACUAAAGCUGCUGUUACAGAAGAGAAGAAGUUUCAGCAGCAUAUCUUGGGCCAGCAGAAGAAGGAGUUGACCGGCUUGCUGGAGUCUCAGAAACGCCACUACAGGCAGCGAAAAGAGCAACUGAAAGAGGAGCUCAAUGAGAACCAGUCAACACCAAAACGAGAGAAGCAGGAGUGGCUUGUUCAACAGAAGGAGUGUCUCCAACAAGUCCAAGCAGAGGAAGAGGCAGGGUUACUGCGCAGGCAGAGGCAAUACUAUGAGCUGCAGGGUCGCCAGUAUAAGAGGAAGAUGCUGCUGUCGCGCCACAACUUGGAGCAAGACCUGCUCAGAGAGGACCUGAACAAGAAACAGACAUUGAAGGACCUGGAAUGUGCCAUGUUGCUCCGCCAUCAUGAGUCGACUCAGGAGCUGGAGUUCAGACAGCUGGCUCAGGUGCAGCGCACACGGGCUGACUUGAUCCGCACGCAGCACCAGACCGAACUCACCAACCAGAUGGAGUACAACAAACGCCGCGAGCAAGAGCUGCGGCAAAAGCACGCUGUUGAAGUCCGCCAGCAGCCCAAGAGCCUGAGAGUGAGUGACUCUGACAUCACAGAGAAUACCACAGAAGGGGAGGGGCUUGAAGUUGACAGGGAGGGGCUUGACAUUGAAGGGAUUGAGCCACAGGUUGAAGAGAAGAGGGAUGGAGAAAAGAUAGAUGGGGAUGAGAUGCAGCCAGUCGGUGCUGUUGAAGAGACGUCUGAGCAAGAGAAGAAGGAAGUAGAUGUUCUUGAGGAAAAUGACACUGAAGAGAGGUUAACUGACCAAUGUGAUGUAAUAGACAGUGAAGGAAAAGUGGAGCAGUUGGCAGAAUCAGCUGACAAUGUCAAUGAAAGUUUAGAUAAAAUCAGAGAUGAAGAGCAGGUUGAGGACAAAAUUGAUAGUGAUCUUAGACAAGAAGAGGGUCUUCAGUGGGAUGGCGAAAGCGAGUCAGAGUCUGAGGAAGAGGAUAGAGGCGUGGCCGAUGGCUGUCCGUCAGAGCUAAUGUCCGCUACUUUUGAGCGCCGCCCUCUUGAACGGGACAUAGAUGAACUCUCGGAGUUCUACUUCCCGGAUACAUUAGAGGAGCUGGAGCCUCCACCGGUCUACAUGCCUCCCUCCCCAUCCUCCUCUUCCCAACCUUCCCUUCCCUCCCUCUUUUCUCACGCGAUCUGCCUCGUUCUUUCACUGUCCGCUGCUGUGCAGCCAUCCGUCCUUACACUUCUUUUACUUUCCAUCUUCCUGCUUUCCUUGCGUCGUUCACCUCCGCUUCCAUCACUUGCUUCAAUCCUUCUUUCUGGUGAACUUGCCUUCCUGGCGCUCUUCUUUUCCUACUUAUUCCUGCGCUCCUGCUGCUCUCUCUCAUUUUCCACUUACCUCUUGCUAACAUAUUGGGGCUCAGGACUGUUCAGUUUGGCUUUGUCUUUAAGCUUGGGACUCUAUUACGUCCCCAUAGCCUUGAUCUCUGCGUCUUUUCUCAGCUCGCCUUCCCUUUUCCUCACCCUCUACCUUAUUGUGGUCUUGGUCGUCCGUCCAGCUAGGGUUUUCCUCCAGAACACCCCACGCAAACUCAAUCGCCUAUGGAUGCGAGUUCUCUUCCGCUUGCCAAAGCCACUUUUCACUGUGUGCCAGUCUGUUCUGGGUGGCCUGACCGAGCGCAGCCUCUAUGACAUGUUCCCCAAAGCUGGACGCAAUUGGGGUGGACGGCAGUCCAGGAUCCCUGUGCCUUUAAAGAGCCUCCAUACUGCGCAGUAUCAGGCUAAAAGCAAACACUCUCUUCUGUUUGCGCGGAUCCUCCUUAUGGGGCGCAGGUUUGUCCGUAGACCUCUCGGCACUCUCACAGACCUGGCUAAUUCCAUGGUGCUGCAUAUAGCCAAACGUGUGCUGAAGGAACUGCCGCAGAAUUACCUGAAACGCCUGCAGGAAUUCGGAUUGCUCCGUAGGGAGAAAGCCAGCAAGCUGCCGGUGCUCCUGCCUCGAGUGGUGCGGGAACACAGGCGGAGGAUGAGGGAGAGGAGAGAAACCGAGAGGAGGAGACGUGUGGAGAGGGAACGCAUGUACAGGGAGGAGGGCAGGUGGGAGAGUGUGUUGAGGAGAACCGCUUCAGGGAGGAGUUUGAAAGGAAAAAUUGUGCCUUGGAGAUAGCUUGAGACGGGAGAACGGAGGUAUGUGAGCACGCACAUGCCAUGUUUCUUUCUGCUUUGAUUUAGACUUCACAAGCACUCAGUUUUGUGACAUUAAAUCACAAGAGUGACUUCAUCUUUAGGACGCAUGAAGAUAUUUUUAAGACGCCUGAUUAUUUCCUGUCCCUCCAAUGAAAAUCCAAGUGGCUAAAUUUUGAAGUUGAUUAAUGGUUCAAUCCAAGUCUGGUGGAGAUAUUAAAGCACUCACUUGAUGUCGAUCUGUUUUAUGAUAGCUUUAUUUGAAUCUUGUAAAAUUUUGUUUCCUUGAUUUUCAUUGAAGGGACAGGAUUUUAGUAUCCAACAUCUUAAAUAGUGUUUCACUCGAGCAGACUCUUAACGAGAUGGUUCAACCAAUAAUGAAAAUUUCAACUUCAUUUACUCGCACUCCAGUUGUUUUAAAGAGUUAUGAAUUUCUUUCUUUUGUUAAGCACAAAACUCAACAAAAAAAAGUAUUGUGAAUCCUAGAAACCAGCAGCCAUCGACAUCCUUAGUAGAAGCAAAAAACAAUAUGGAAGUCAAAGGCUGCUGUUUUUAUAUAUUCUUGAAAAUCUUGUUUUUUUGUGUUCAGGAGAAAGAAACUCUGGACAAAUAGACGAUGAGUGAAUGAUGACAGAAUUUUCAUUUUUGAGUGAACGAUCCCUUUAAAGCUGUUGGACAAAAUGAGGGUUAGCAAAAGAUGACAGUUUUUAUUUUGGGUGAACUACCCCUUUAAGAUUGUACUGUUUUUUUUAUUUCAGCUCACUCAUUCACAGCCGGUUGCCAGUGAAUGGAAAGCUUUAGUCGAUUAUUGUGCUUUUUGUAAAAGUUUCUGGGUUUUAUUAUCAUUAUUAUUAUUUUUACUUUGUUAUAUUCUCAAAUAGCAAGAGCUAUAAGUGUUAUGGUGAUUUUUGAAGCCAUGUCUGUGCAAUCUUAAUUGAUUUUAUAUUGUUUUAAGGGGGUCUUAAUUUCUACAAUGCAAUUAUAUUUUAUUGCGAAACCAAAGUGGAUCUUGGUAAAAAAAUAACCACCACCACCAUAGGCCUUUCAGUCAAGCCAUGCAUGUUUAAUGCAAAAUAAUUUUCUACACCUACUGUGAAUGUGGAUUAUAAUACAGUGCUUUACACUAUAGAUCUGCCCAAAAAAUGCAACACUACAAGCUUAUUCAACCAAAAGUGCAAUAGAAGUUUAAAUAUAAAGCGCCAACUGUUUUACCCACUUCAAAAACAUCCUCAUUAAAAUACUCAGUUAAUCAAGGCUCCACAUUUUCUCGAUCAGUGUUUUGAAUCAUUUCAGACUCUUCAGAACCACUAAAAGCAGCUAAAAUAUGUAUUCAGAGUCCUUUCACUGGAGGUUUAGGAGGCAAGACCUUGUAAAUGACAUUCAAAUGCUUGAAUUAUAUAGAAAAGCUAAUCUGUGUCCUUGCCAAAAUGCUCAAAUAUACAUCAUCAGACGGAUGAGCCAUCCUAAAUGCUGUUUAUUCAGAUCUGCCACUUUAGCAGUGAACUUUACUGAAUGUUGAUGUUAAUUUGAACCUGAAUCUCAUAACUUUAGACUGGAGAUGUGAGUGAUCUGUUAUUAAUUCAGUAUAUAAUAUAUACAGUUUUAUAGAGAAAAAAAAAGUUAAACAGGAUCCUGCUAUUUUCCUGUUGUAUUACUACAUAUGAGGGUGAUUAAAAUCAUAUACGUUUGUAUUUUAGGGCCUAAUUUAAUUUUACUCUGCAGUAUACACACAACUGUUUGUGGCCUGGUGAAUUUGGGUUCGUCUGUACUGUAUUUAGAAGAAUGUGUUAUUGCACUAGAGGCAAUGGUCUGAUCAUAUUUACCAUGUAAACAAGUGUUUCGGUCAUAUCCUUAUGAAGUGAGGCUUAGCCUGUUUAGAUGAAGCAGUUAUUCGAAACUUUUGGUGCCGUUUAACGAUUAAUCACAACUAAUCGCAUACAAAAUACAAGUUUGCGUUUAUGUAACUUUGUGUGUACUGUGCAUAUUUAUUAUGUAUAUAUGAAUUCACACAAAUAUCUGUAUAUAUGUAUAGUUAUAGAAAUAGUUUGUAAUGUAUUUUUUCACAGUUACAUUUAAAUAUUAUUAUACACUGUAAAAAGCAAUGCGUUGACCCUACUUAAUGAAGUGGGUAAACCCAUUGCUUUUAAAACAAAUAGUUGGCUUAAUAUAGAGAGUAAACCGAUUCCUUUCAAAGUGAUUAGUUGACUUGAUAAAAUGAGUAGACCCAUUGCUUUUUAUAGCAAUUAGUUGACUUAAAGUGAGUAAGCCCAUUGAUUUUAAAGCGAUUAGUUGACUCAAUUUCCUAAUGCAAGUAAACCUGUUGAUUUUAAAGUGAUUAGUUGACUUAAUAAAGUGAGUAAACCCAUUGCUUUUAAAGCGAUUAUCUGACUCAAUAAAAUGAGUAAACCCAUUACAUUAAAAGCGAUUAGUUGACUCGACUUAAUAGCGAGCAAAUCCAUCGCUUUCAAAAGCGAUUAGUUGACUCAACUUAAUAGAGUAGACCCAUUGAUUUUAAAAUGAUUAGUUUUCUCAACUAAACAAAGUAAACCCAUUGAUUUUAAAGGGAUUAGUUGACUUGACUAAAAGUGAGCAAACCCAUUGAUUUUAAAAUGAUUAGUUGACUUGACUAAAUACAGUGAGCAAACCCAUUGCUUUUAAAGCGAUUGGUUGACUUAAUAAAGUGAGUAAACUUAUUAAUUUUAAAGCGGUAAGUUUACUUAAAGUGACUACAGCCAUUGCUUUUAAAGCGAUUAGUUGACCUACUAAAUAAAGUGAGCAAUCCCAUUGUUUUUAAAGCGAUUAGUUGACUUUACUUAUUAAAGUAGGUACACCCAUUUAUUUUUAAAGCGAUUAGUUGACUUGACUUAAUAAAGUGAAUAAACCGAUUGCUUCUAAAGUUGACAAGUUGACUUUUUAAUAGUGAGUAAAUCUAUUGCUCUUUAAAGCAAUUAUUUGACUUAAUAAAGUGAGUAAACCCAUUGAUUUUUAAAGCGAUUAGUUGACUCUGCUUAAUAUAUUGAGUACAGCCAUUGCUUUUAAAGCGAUUAGUUGACUUAAUAAAGUGAGUAAAGCCCUUGAAUUUAAAGUGAAUAAUUGACUUAAUAAAGUAAGUAAACCCAUUGCUUUUAAAGCGAUUAGUUGACGUUACCUUAAAAAGUGAGUAAAAGCAUUGCUAUUGAAACAAUUAGCUGACUUUAAAAGUAAACCCAUUGCCUUAAAAUUAAGUAAAUGAACUGUGCGUAAUUAAAUCUACAUCUCCAAGUUACAAGUUUACUGACAUUUUAAGAGUAAAUAAUUGCUUUCAAUUGUUUAUAAUGUAAAUGUAAAUAAUAUAUACAUGUAUGUGUGUGUAUUUAUGUAUACAUAAUAGACACAGUACACGCGCAUGUAUCAUGUAAAUACAAACUUUCAUUUUGUACUCUGUCACGUUUAAUUGUUAAACGGCAUUAAAGAAUUUCAUAGUUAGCUCUUUUUCUUUUUUUUUUAAGUGUUAGCAUGGCACUGUUGUUUUAUAUUUAUUAGUACUGUAUUUCAGCAUAUCAUAGGCUGUAAUAAAAAGCCAUUAUGACAAUCAUCCUAAUGUAAGAAAGAAAUGCAAAUUAACAACCAAAGAUUUAACAAUGUAAGGAAUGAAGAGGUUAAUGUUGGGAUUGAUAAAUGUAGCUUGCGCCGCUCACAAAGUGCCUUUAUUUUAAAUGCUCUAAAAAAAACACACCAAAUAUUAAAGUCUUUAUAGAAAUCUUAAGGUUAUCAAAGGGACCAUUUGUGAACAAAAUGGGACUCAAGUAAUAAGGAAAUGCAAUAUAUUUAAAUUUCUUAAGCCAUAUUUGUUCACGUUAUUGGCAAAUUCACAAUUUUGAUUUACAUUUAUUUUUAUGUAUUAUUUUAUUUUUAUUUUGUUACUCGUUUACAAAUGCUGUGCUCCCUUUUUUCCUUCUUUUUUUUUUACCCAAAUCACAGAUUCUGUCUUAAUUAUUCGAGGAAUGUUUGUGUUAUUUUAUGUUGUUGUUGCACCGUCUGUUUCAAGGCCGUUGUGUGUGCAUUUCAUCCUCAUUUUGUGUUUGUGCAUGAAUGGAUGUUUAUUCAAAGAGUUCUGUUUUAUGCUUCUGAAAUAAAUUUUCUUUAAUACAA
Danio aesculapii is the source of this 8319-nucleotide messenger RNA. It is a transcript of the gene taok2b, whose product is annotated as TAO kinase 2b. The transcript has 16 exons. Bases 428 to 4171 code for a protein of 1247 amino acids. Gene Ontology annotation, biological process: protein phosphorylation. The record is from RefSeq and is a predicted model, not a curated record. NCBI's taxonomy places the organism in Eukaryota, Metazoa, Chordata, Actinopteri, Cypriniformes, Danionidae. Gene Ontology annotation, molecular function: ATP binding; protein kinase activity.